Messenger RNA from Aspergillus saccharolyticus JOP 1030-1, 914 nucleotides. It is a transcript of the gene sec11, whose product is annotated as signal peptidase complex catalytic subunit SEC11. Gene Ontology annotation, cellular component: membrane; signal peptidase complex. The transcript has 4 exons. The record is from RefSeq and is a predicted model, not a curated record. Lineage: Eukaryota; Fungi; Ascomycota; Eurotiomycetes; Eurotiales; Aspergillaceae. The coding region runs from base 214 to 726 and encodes 170 amino acids. Gene Ontology annotation, molecular function: serine-type endopeptidase activity.
GGUGGGGGAUGCAGGCAGCGCCUGCAGUGGACCUCACACUCAUCCCAAAACGGCUAAAAGCAACGCUGCUGACACAUGCGGAUCAACAUCCACAAGUAACUAAGGCCACCUGUUAGCCAAAUCAACACCAAGUAUUACGGUAUAUCGGGGGGAAAACGUCCACCACAUACUACUACCCUCCGCCUCCACACAAACAGAAACCCCCUUUCAACAAUGCUCUCCAGCAUUCAGAAUGUGCGGCAAACUGCCGCGCAGAUCCUGAAUUUCGGUCUGGUGCUCAGCACCGCCUUUAUGAUGUGGAAAGGUCUCUCCGUGCUCACCAACUCGCCCAGCCCGAUUGUCGUCGUCCUCAGUGGCUCCAUGGAGCCGGCCUUCCAGCGCGGCGACCUUCUCUUCCUCCGUAAUAACCAGCCUAUGUUGAACGUCGGCGAGAUUGUGGUGUAUCAGGUCAAAGAUAAAGAGAUUCCGAUCGUACAUCGGGUGGUGCGACAAUUCGGCGAUGAGUCCAACUCGAAACUCCUUACGAAGGGUGACAACAACAUCGCGGAUGAUACGGAACUCUAUGCGCGCGGACAGGAUUACCUCGAUCGGGACGACGUUGUCGGAAGCGUGUUUGGGUAUAUUCCGUUUGUCGGGUACGUGACCAUUCUGCUGUCGGAACAUCCGUGGUUGAAGACGGUUAUGCUGGGGGUGAUGGGUGUGUUGGUUUUGCUGCAGCGGGAGUAGGUAGAAGAAAUCCGUAGGGUAGAAUCUUCAAAAUAUACGGGGUAUGGGUUUCCGAAUUCCUCGUUUUGAAUGGAUAUGGGGUUUGGGUUUGGGGGCCAUGUAGGAGGCAACCAUCGCGGAAGUCUCGGGGGGUCAGCAGAAUACUAUUCGCCUGAACCAAGGGGACUUGAGGGCCAAGCGAAACCGGG